This is a messenger RNA of Girardinichthys multiradiatus, 2137 nucleotides long. RefSeq lists its product as uncharacterized. Gene Ontology annotation, molecular function: nucleotide binding. The record is from RefSeq and is a predicted model, not a curated record. NCBI's taxonomy places the organism in Eukaryota, Metazoa, Chordata, Actinopteri, Cyprinodontiformes, Goodeidae. Bases 125 to 1438 code for a protein of 437 amino acids. The transcript has 14 exons.
CGUACAGUGAAUGCAGCACGGAUUCCGUGCACGGCGUAGGUGGCGUCAGGAAACAAGCUGUUCGUGUCUGCUUUCGAAAGAAAUGGACUAAGGCUGAAUAAAUCUUGCAGGAUCUGACAGCUUUAUGGGACAAAACAGUUCACAGGAGUCCAAUAUGACUACACCUGUCCAUGUGAUCAUUGUGGGAGCUGGCUGUCGAGGGGAGAUCUACGCCCAGUUUGCUUCAAUUCAUCCUAAACGCAUGAAGGUUGUUGCUGUGGCUGAUCCAAGAAAGUUUGCCCGCACCAAACUGCAAACGAAGCACAAAAUUGAGGAUAAAAAUGUAUUUGAAGACUGGCAAAGCAUUGUUGAACGAGAUAAGUUUGCAGAUGCUGUGUUAAUUUGCACUCCAGAUCGCAUUCAUAAGGAUCCUGCUGUUGCUUUUGCAAAGAAGGGCUACCACAUUCUCCUGGAAAAACCAAUGGCAACAACCCCAGAGGACUGCACAGCAAUAGUGGAAGCUUGCACUCAGGGUGGUGUGAUGCUGUCUGUGGGUCACGUUCUCCGAUAUGAUCCACUUAUUCACAAGAUCAAGGAGCUCAUAGAUGCUGGAGUGAUUGGUGAUGUGAUCCAUAUACAGCACCUUGAGCCGGUCGGGUUUUAUCACUUUGCUCACUCAUUUGUUCGAGGUAACUGGAGGAAUGAAGCUGAGAGCUCUUUCGCUCUGCUGGCUAAAUCGUGCCAUGACAUUGACCUAAUACAUCACUGGGCUGGAGCCCGCAGGUGUGUAAAAGUGUCAUCUUUUGGAUCGGUCAGCCACUUCCAGAAAGAGAAAAAGCCAACAGGUGCUGGAGAUCGUUGUCUCGAUUGUUCGGUAGAAGGAAACUGUCCAUACUCGGCAUGCAAAAUCUAUGUGGACAGUGUGAAGCAGGGUCACACUGGCUGGCCGGUGUCAGUCAUCUGCCCAAACUCACUCCCUGACAUUGAGUCCGUCACUGAAGCUCUGAGGACUGGACCGUAUGGCCGCUGCGUCUAUGAUUGCGACAACGAUGUCUGCAGUAACCAGGUUGUAAACAUGGAGUUUGAAGAGGGCUUAACAGCUGCCUUCUCUAUGGUGGCUUUCACUGAGGAGAUUUGCCAACGAAAAACAACAAUAUAUGGCAGCAAAGGAGAGUUGUCUUAUAAUGGCCGUGAGAUUCGCGUGUUUGACUUUCUGACCAGGAUACCCACAAAGCACACAGCAAGCAGUGAAGAUCUCAAACACUACGGCAUAAGUGGGCAUGGUGGGGCCGACUACCACCUCAUGAAUGCUUUUAUUUCUGCAGUGGCUAACAAUGAUCCGUCCAUGAUUCGAUCAGGCCCUGAGGAGACGCUGAUCAGCCAUUUGCUUGUGUUUGAAGCUGAGCGAUCGAGGGUGGAGAGCAGGGUGGUGUACUGUGGAGACACAGCUGAAAGCUAGAGGACUAUAAAGCAACAGGAUGUCGGUGUUCAGUUCGUACAAGCUGAACUGUGACAGGAUACUAACAGGUCUCAAACCAACGGGAUCCGAAUCCUCUGUGGACUAUAAUAACUUGAAUAAUGCAUGUGUUUGUUUGAAAGAGAAUGCACUGCCAUAAAUGUGAUUAUGAUGUUGAUGAGUUAAUGUUAUGAUUAUAUGACUGAUUAGUUUUGUAAUGUUCCUUUAAAUGCCUGUUCCAGUGUGUUUCUCACUUUGAGGAGCCUUUUUUGAUGCUCUGGGACUGAACACCUGCUUAAUGAAUGAAGACACAACUAAUGAUGCAUUAUAUGACAGAGGAAAUUAAUUAAUUAUCUUGCUUUGUUAAAGUUCUUUGAUCACUGUUUACUAAAAUCAGGGUGUCUUUGCAAAUUUCAUUGUAAAAUUUCACAUUUAAGUUGCUUUUUCUGUCUGUAGAAACGUACUGGAAAUUAAGAGUACUUUUCUUGGUCCAGUAAUUGUCAUCAUGUUCUUCACAAACUAGUACUAGAGGAACAACAGAGUGUUUACAAAGAAUAACACUUUUAUUAAACUUUUCCUAUUUGUUUCUCUGAUUAUUGUUGUAGUUAUCUUUAGGGUUCAAAUCUUUUUCAUGUAAUUUGUAAAAUUAUGUUGCAGAUUAAAGAAGAUUAAAAACAAAUCAUUACGAAUCGAUUAACUCUG